Cornus florida is the source of this 930-nucleotide messenger RNA. Its product is annotated as BON1-associated protein 2-like. The transcript has a single exon. NCBI's taxonomy places the organism in Eukaryota, Viridiplantae, Streptophyta, Magnoliopsida, Cornales, Cornaceae. Gene Ontology annotation, biological process: defense response. The record is from RefSeq and is a predicted model, not a curated record. Bases 153 to 650 code for a protein of 165 amino acids.
CUUCUUUCUCUCUUCUUUCCCUCCCACUUCCUUCAAAACCCUUCUCUUUCUUUCUCUCUUCUUUCCCUUCCACUUCCUUCAAAACCCUUAUAUAUACAUACACACACAGAUAAACAACUCCGCUCAAACAUUCAGACAAUAAUCAACAAACAAUGUCACGCUCGAUAGAAAUCACGGUGAUCUCCGGUGAAGGACUACGAGUGGAUCCAAAACAUCCGGUGAAGAAAAAUGCUUUCGUCGUAGUCCGGACCGACUCCGGUAAGGCCGAAGCAACGAGGCUCGACACCGAAGGCGGAAGCUACCCUGUGUGGAAUGAGAAGCUGGUAGUGGACAUACCGGUUCACUCGCGGUUCAUGACGGUGGAGGUGCAAUGCAAGACUAGUUCCGGCAACAAAGUGAUUGGGAUUGCGAGAAUUCCGGAGUCGGACUUCGUCGGAGGUUACAUUCCGGAUAACUACCUGCACUUCUUGAGUUACAGGUUGAGGGAUGUCAGUGGCGAGCGGAACGGGAUUAUUAAUCUGUCGGUGAGAAUGAAGGUGCCGGAAAAUUCGAGUUGUGCGGCUUCGUGCUCGCGGCCGUGGAUGGCGGCUCCGGCAGCGGAUAAGGUUUCUGGUGGAGCCUUGACAGGCAUUCCAGUUUGGUAUUAUUGAUAUCAAAUCUAGUGAGGUGUUGGCAGUAUUUCAAAGUAGUUUUGUGUAUUGGCAUCUGAAAAAAGAGAUGAUCCAAAGGAUUGGGGGUAGUACUGUAAUUAGUAGCCUGUGGCAGAAAUAUCAAGGGUUCUCAACAUACCUUUCUUUCAAAGCAAGCCAAGCAAUGAAAAUCAUUUGGGUUAUGUUUUGAUGAAGUGGCAUGUGAUAAUAUAUCUCUGGAUCUGUAAAUAUUUAUAUCAAUGCAAUAUGAGAACUAAAACAAAUUGAUAGACAAGAGCUU